Molecule: messenger RNA, 1203 nt
Organism: Cylicocyclus nassatus
Lineage: Eukaryota; Metazoa; Nematoda; Chromadorea; Rhabditida; Strongylidae
Source: the annotation of a GenBank genome assembly
AGCCAUAUUUUUAGCCCACUAUAUCGAAAACGAUUUACUUAGCGUGAAGUACGGCAGAAUGGUGCAAGAAAGUACGAUGAUCUGUGUGGACAACUCGGAGUGGAUGCGAAAUGGUGACUUUGUUCCUACUCGUUUGCAAUGCCAGCAGGACGCUGCUAACCUGAUCCUGCAAUGCAAAUUGCGAGCCAAUCCGGAAAAUGCUGUGGGACUCCUUUCUAUGGCUAACCAAGUUCAAGUUUUGUCAACCAUGACGCAGGAAAGCGGACGGCUUUUCAUGAAGCUGCAUCAGCUGGAGCCUCAGGGACAGUGCAACUUCAUGUCGGCAAUCAAGAUUGCUCAUUUGGCUCUGAAGCACCGACAAAACAGGAAUCAUAAAAUGCGCAUUGUGAUGUUUAUCGGCAGCCCCAUCGACAAUCUCGAUGCCGCUGAAUUGACCAAGAUAGCAAAAAAGUUGAAGAAAGAGAAGGUGCAGUGCGACGUUAUCUGCUUUGGAGAAGCCGACUCUGAAAACAGCCAAAUUAUGGGGCAGUUUGUGGACACAUUGAAUGGGAAGGAAGGCAAUGGUUCGAAUCUUAUUGUGGUACCAGCUGGAUCUCCCUUGACUGAAGCUUUGGCCUCAUCUGCUGUAUGCCGUGGAGAAGACGGUGGUAAUGCUCCUGUCGUCGGUCCGGGAGGUGGUUUUGAGUUUGGAGUUGAUCCCGAGGACGAUCCUGACCUUGCUCUGGCUUUACGUGUCUCUAUGGAGGAAGAGAGGGCGCGGCAGGCAGCUGAAGCAGCUGCCGCUGCGGCUGCUAACGGAGGACAAGCCCAGGCUUCUGGAGAAUCUGAAAAUGCUCAGAAUGUCGAUGUUAUGGAUAUGGAAAUGGGUGAAAUGACUGAGGAACAACAACUCGAAUGGGCACUUCGAAUGUCGAUGCAGGAUUCAUCAACUCCGGCAGCAGCGCCACAGCCAGCAGCUCAGUCUCAACAAGCUGAAGAGACCAUGGAUGUGAGCACAGCGCAAGUGGAUAAUCUGGACGAACUAAUUAACAACCCGGAACUUUUGCAACAAAUCAUUGAUGAUCUGCCAGGUGGUGAAAAGAAAGAGGAGGAAGGGAAACCAAAGAGCGAAGAUAAGUGAAUGGGUUGUAUUGAAAUGCCUGUGUACUUGUGUAACUGAAUGUGUGUCGCGCUAAACUGAUAAAUAUUUUGGGACUGUAUAAA